AUGGGGCGCAAGCCAAACGGAAUCGUUUCCGAAUUCUUCCAUCGCGGUGCCAAACUCGCGGACUCGAGCAACCGUUACGAACACACCUGCAAGUCCUGCGGACAAGAUUUCCCCAAAGGCCGCACUGACAGCCUUCUCAGUCAUUUGGUGAAGACUUGCCAGGCCAUUUCUGUUGCGGAUAAACAGCGUGUGCUACAUCUCUGGCGAGCGGGACCUGAACGCGGAGGACGAGGGAGUAGCGGGAAGAAGCUGCAUGUAAAUGGAGAUGGACGCAUUGGACGUGGGAAGCCUGGGAGCUUGCCAUAUGUAGGGAGGCAGACGGUUUUCAACGGGAUUGGUGGUGGUCUUAAUGGACUUAAUGUUCUUGCGGAAGCAUCGAGACAGGUCGGCGCCUCGGAUGGGAAGCAUCCCAAUAACAAUAACGAAGAGGGGGGAAAUCCUUUAGGAGAGAAGCCGAUUGUAGUAGAUCCGGCACUGGAAACCUCCAGCGCAGGGAAACAGCGAAAUAUCGAGGCUGACCUUCGCGCCGCACUUGCGACGUCCUCUCCGCCGCCUAACCCCUACGACACCCAUUCGGCAGAAUCAUCGACCGCCAUGGCGUUCCUUAAUAACAGUUUCUCCCUUGCUGGCGAGCAUACUCCUGACCCCGGACAGUCCUCACAACUCUCGUUGAUUGCCGCAUCUGCGAAUGAGAUGGUCCCGCAGGAUGGAGGCCUGUCUCUAGAUAAUGAUGUGGACUUCAACUCUGAUACUCAUCAUGCCGCCUUUUACCCUCGACCUAUUGCCAUACAUGCGAGCCCACAGGACUCCUCUGGGUUCAUCAAUAAUUUUGGCGAAACUAGCAAGCCAAUGAAACAUAAACUUAGAGCGCAGUUCUCAGAAGAGCGUCGAAAGGAAGUCCAAUUGGUCAGGAAAAUGGGCGCUUGUUUACGAUGUCGGAUGCUGAAGAAAACUACAAUGUCGGGCAAUUCAACAUCCUCGAGCCUUCACACGACAUUGGCUUAUCACGACAUUACCAAAGUCAAAAGCCAGCUUUCCUUUGACCUUGGGAUGGGGAGAAUUGAGAUAUUUCACUUUGAUAGCCAACCCCCCAAAUUCAUCACCUUCAGUGCCCUACACCACCAGGUAGAGCCUAUUCAACACGUAGAUCCUGAUCUUCCUGGGGUCACGGCCGACGAAAGGCCAAGAGUUCAAGCGCGGCAAGACAUCCGUAUUUUAGAAGGAGAUAUCGACGAGCUAUCUACGAAAGUGGAGGCUUAUAUGAAAACAAUGGCUGUUCAGUAUUUCGAAUCGGAGCCGUCUACUUUUAUCAGAGAAUCCGUUACUUUGUCUUGGGAGCUAUACCAGAACACAGCUGACCAAUUACUAGCCGGGGUGUUAGACCUUUGGAUUGCAACUCGAAUCCUUGUGGAUACGGAACAACUAAAAUGGAAAAUAUUCCUUAACCCAACUCUCCCACCAUCUUCCACCCAACCAAUAUCUUCAACUUCCACAGAACUCUGCGUCGCCAUCGACGAAACAAAUUACCCAAACUCGUAUGCUCUAAUCUGUGCCCAAAUGCGUGCCGCCACAGAGAGAUUUGCAGGACGAAUUAGCAAGGUUGUUCUCACUAAAAUCGAGCAGCGGCUACUUCAAAAACAACGCAGUGGGCACUUCCGCACGUUUCUAGGUGCCGUUGUAUUGAUGAAUUGUGUUGAGCGGAUGGCGUGGCUGUUCAGAAAAUGGGAGAGUAAUGAGCAGGAUAGGCAGCAGUGGCCACUCGAAAGUGGACCCGCCAUAUACGCAGACCAAAACAAUCGAUUUGCCGAUAUUGUCACCACCCAUCUCCGCAUGCGCUCUCUAGCCCCGGACUGCACCUUAGAUCCUGAAACGGGAAGCCUAAAGGCUGGUUACAGCAGCGAUCCAGACGUCACCAAAUGGUUCAAUGCGAUCAGUAUUUCGCCUGAAUUCUUCCAAGAACGGCAAAGGGAAGAAUUCGAUGCCUCAAAUCCACGCUCUUUUGACUUGCUGUACUGUACACAGCUGUUCCGACCGGCCAGCGCUUGA
Histoplasma mississippiense is the source of this 2046-nucleotide messenger RNA. RefSeq lists its product with no specific name. NCBI's taxonomy places the organism in Eukaryota, Fungi, Ascomycota, Eurotiomycetes, Onygenales, Ajellomycetaceae. Bases 1 to 2046 code for a protein of 681 amino acids. The record is from RefSeq and is a predicted model, not a curated record. The transcript is spliced from 8 exons.